ACUCUCAUUGUUCGAUCGUCACGUCAUGGAAAGAGUUACUGCGUUUGUGCUCAAAGUAAAGAAAUACUUUAUGAAAAACUCUUCACGGGCCUGUUGAAUCACUUCUCGAAGGGAAUAUUAUGAACACACGGCGAUCUGAAGUGGAUCUGUGGAUUAUAAAGAUGCUUUAGAUGUACUUUUUGUUCUUUUGUUGGCGGAAUCCAAAGGAUGCGUUUAUUUCCCAUCUCUGUCCGGGACGAAAUGUUGGGAUAAUGUUUUGAUCUAGGCUUUAGUUCAGCCGGACUUGCAAAACAGACGUUUGUUUAUGUUUUUUAAUACUUUCGGCAGCAUGCAAGAUGCCUAAAACUAUUACAUAGUUAUUAUGAGACACUGAAGUGAGUGUGUUUGCCGGUGUCUCGGUUCUCCUGGACGGGAUUUGUGGAUUUAUCCGAUUAUUAUUGUUUUGCGGAUGAAGAUUCUGAUUCUGUGGAAUAAUGAAACGGCAUAAAUUAAGGGAAGUUGGAGAAUAACAACCUGACAGGGAGUCCAAACAUGUAAAACCUACUUUAUUUACAAAUGUAGCAUAUUGCAUAUCGACUCACCUGGGAAAAAAGUUAAAAGACUCCUUUUUGUUUUCUUAGUGGUUAUUAACUUUAAAAAGACUUGAUUUAUUUGAUUGAUCAGCCUCAAAACUGUUAGUUUUGUUAAAGUACUAUGAAUAUUUUAAUAAGCACUGCUGUACUGCAUAACCAAACGUUAUCAAGUUAUCAAACAGCCCUGUUUUUGUCAGAUUUGAUCAGUGCAGUCUGAUAUGAGGUAAGGAACGUAUUUCGUGGCCUAUUUUUGUGCAUCUGGCUUGCAAAAUUUACAAAAAUGUCUGUGAGAGCCAAAGCCCUCUACACUUUCCAAAGUGAGAACAAGGAAGAGAUCAGCAUCCAAGAGAACGAGGAGCUGGUGAUUUUCGACGAGAACUCUGUGGACGGCUGGCUACAAGGUGAGAACAGCCGAGGAGAGCGCGGCCUGUUCCCCGCCUCGUACGUUCACAUCAUCCGGAACCGUUCCGGGUCCAACCUAACCGAUCAUUCCCUCAGCUCCCCUGGAAGCUCUCCCGGUAAGGAUUUGUCGUACAUCAAUACCACUUCCACGACCUUGCCGAGCGACGACGAUGAUGACUGGGAUGACUGGGAUGAAACCUCGACGGUGGUCGAGGAUGAAGAUCCUCGGAGAGGUGUUGGCGCCAAUGGGCAUUCCCAAAGUCCGUAUUCCAACCCCAACGUCCACUACCGGGCCAAGCCGUACAUGGAGCGCCAGGACAGCAUGUCCAGCAAUAGAAAGGGCAGCAUGGUGGGCAGGAACUUGAAUCGAUUCUCCAGCUUCGUCCGGUCAGGUGUGGAGGCCUUCAUACUUGGCGACGUUCCCAUGAUGGCCAAAAUCGCCGAGUCCUACUCUAUCGAAAUGGGCCCUCGGGGGCCUCAGUGGAAGGAGAACCCUCAACCUUUCAACUGUUCAGUUGAAGACCCCACCAAGCAGACGAAGUUCAAAGGCAUUAAGACGUACAUUUCAUACCGCGUCACCCCCAGUCACACUGGCAGGCCGGUGUACCGCCGCUACAAGCACUUUGACUGGCUCUACAAUAGACUACUGCACAAAUUCACGGUGAUUUCCGUGCCGCACCUUCCUGAGAAACAAGCCACGGGACGAUUCGAAGAAGACUUUAUUGAGAAAAGGAAGAGGAGGCUUAUUUUAUGGAUGGACCACAUGACCAGCCACCCCGUGUUGUCCCAGUACGAGGGUUUCGAACACUUUCUUAUGUGCGGAGACGACAAGCAGUGGAAGCUCGGGAAGAGGCGAGCAGAAAAGGACGAGAUGGUCGGGGCUCAUUUCAUGCUCACCUUCCAGAUUCCCAAUGAGCAUCAGGAUCUUCAGGACGUGGAGGAGCGCAUUGAUUCCUUUAAGGUGUUCGCCAAAAAAAUGGACGACAGUGUUAUGCAGCUGACGCAUGUGGCAUCGGAACUGGUUCGCAAACAUCUCGGAGGCUUCCGGAAGGAGUUCCAAAGACUGGGAAAUGCUUUCCAGUCCAUCAGCCAGUCCUUCCUACUAGAUCCUCCGUAUAGUUCGGACGCCCUGAGCAACGCUAUAUCGCACACAGGCCGCACCUACGAGAACAUCGGGGAGAUGUUCGCAGAGCAGCCCAAAUACGACCUGUUUCACAUGCUGGAUAAACUGUCGCUGUAUCAGGGCCUGCUGUCUAACUUUCCAGACAUCAUCCACCUGCAGAAAGGUGCUUUUGCAAAGGUGAAGGAGUCUCAGCGUAUGAGCGACGAGGGGAAGAUGGACCAAGAGGAAGCGAAUGGCAUUCGUAAACGCUGCAGGACUGUUGGUUUCGCCCUGCAGGCCGAGAUGAACCACUUCCACCAGCGCAGGGAGGUGGAUUUUAAAGAGAUGAUGCAGGCGUAUCUCCGCCAACAGAUCGCCUUCUACCAGCGCGUAGGUCAGCAAUUAGAGAGAACCCUUCGAAUGUACGAUAACCUCUAGAGCCUUUGGCCUCUGGACUGCGAUGGAUGGAUAUACAUGGGGUUUUUUUUACUCCCAAAGUUGGAUUUUGUUUGUUUUUUGCAAAAAGAGAAACAGGACGUUCUCGCUUGUGCACUUAAAAAUGUCACUUUUAACCCCGGAAACCAACAAUACAGUUGCCUUUGACAGACUGUUCCUGUAUAUCGUCAUGUUUUGAAUUUUAUUUAAAUAUCUGUUAGAUCAAUGUUACACUUUUUCCAUAUUUUUUACUUCAAUGCUCACAGAGUCAGGUGUGCGAAUGACGUUACCUGUACGUUAGCAGGUUCAGACGCUAAUCAGACUCCAAAAAACAGUCUGGUCAUGUGACGUUAAGUUGUUUACAGAAUAGUUUGCCAAAAAAAAACACAGUUAUCUCUUGAAAGAAGCAAAUAGCGACAGUGUGUCUUAUUUAGGCGCAAUGUAAAAAAGUGUCAAAUGCUGAGCGUUACAUUUUCUAUUUAUAGUUUGUGUUUAGUAGCUCCGCCCACACUGAAAUCUCAUUGGUCCAGAAGCCUGUUCCAUCACUGAAAACAUAUGAACUUUAUAUUAAAUAUAUUACAUGGUCUAAUUGGCUUGGAUUUGUUGUUUCGCACAAUAUUUCGCUUUCGGUGAUGACAGAAAUGUGACUUGACGCUUGAAACGUUCAAUUCCCAAAUUAGCUUGGACUGGAUGAGCAAGAAGUAAACCCACAUAGCAGGUUCAUGUGGCUUCUGCUCACUUUCAGGACGUUUGAUCAGAUUAAACGUAACCCAACUCCCUUUCAGGCAGCGGAAGAUUCCUGAGUUUGCGUAAAACGUGCGGGUCUGAUUUGAUACAGAGAUCAGAUGUGAUAGAUCAGUGAUUCAGAUGAAUAACACCAGGCUUCCUCCGUGCCUUCAUUUUUGUGGUCCGGUACUAAUUUUUCCUAGUGUUAUUAAGACAAAGCGUGUUUUUGUGAAUUUCUGGGGAAGAGUCCCCCGCCCAGAGCCUCUGGAAACACUUCAGUAUUAGCAAUAGCAUUUAGCCGAAAUGUUUGUUCAGGGUGUUUCUCAAGCAAAAGGGAGCUCUUAUCCUCCUCUUCUCCUUUUUGUGUGCCCUCAGGAAAAACUUGAGAGGACUUUGAGCUUAUGUUAAUGGUUUUUGUUUUAAUUUCCUCAGAAGUAGGCUAAUCUUUAUUUUUAGUUGUAGUCGUUAGGUUUAAGGGGUGCAGAGGUUUGUGUAAAUCUCAAGGCUGCAAUUUAAGUUGACUCUGUGGUUAAGAGUUGUGUUUUUUCUUUUUUUUUUUUUUACAAGGCUUUUGGUUUGGUUUAACUGUAAAACUUCUCAAGUUUCAGAUUGUAAACUUGGAUGUUUACCGUUUGCACACGUAGUAACUGAGGACCAAAAUGUAAACUUUUGGGUUUACUGAUGUUUUGCUUUGUAUAUGUUUAAAAAAAUGGAGCCGAUUUCUAUGAAACCCUGUUUUCUAAGUGGAAUAAGACAAUAAAAGAGAUGUGAACUCAUAAUUCUAAGAAGAAAGUUCAGAAUUAUGAGAUUAAAAGGUGCAGUUUUCUAUUUUUUAUUUUGUAGUGGAAACAAAAAAGUCAGAAUUGUGAGAUUUAAUUUCGGAAUUUUGAGGAAAAAGUCAAAUUUCUGCCUUUUUUCAUUGGAAUUCAACCGUUUUCUUUUCAGAAUUUUAAGUUUAUGUCAGAAUUGUGACAUAAAAAGUUGCAACUUUCAAUUUUUUAUUCUGUGGUGGAAACAAAAAAAAAAUUGCGAGAUUUAAACACAAUUCUGAAAAAAGUCAGAAUUGUGGGAUAUAAAUUCAUUAUUUUGAGGAAAAGGUCAGAAUUCUGCCUUUUUUUCAUAGAAUUCUAAGUUUAUAUCAGAAUUGUGAGAUAAAAAGUUUAAGUUUUCAAUUUUUUAUUUUGUGGUGGAAAAAAGUUAGAAUUGCAAAAUUUAAACACAAUUCUAAAAAAAAAUUCUAAAAAGUCAAAAUUGUGAGAUUUAAAUCCGUAAUUCUGAGGAAAAAGUCAGAAUUCUGCAUUUUUUUCUCAGAAAUAUCAGAAUUGUGAGAUAAAAAGUUGCAAUUUUCUAUUUUUUAUUUGUGUUGGAAACAAAACAGUCAGAAUUUUAAAUGAGUAAUUUUGAAAAAAAAAAAGAAGAAGUCAGAAUUCUGCCUUUUUUUUAAAAUUCUGUUUAUAUCAGAAUAUAAAAAGUUGCAAUUUUCUAAUUUUUAUUCUGUGGUAAAAACAAAAAAUCGGAAUUGUGAGAUGUAAACACAAUUCUGAGAAAAAAAGUCAGAAUUGUCAGAUUUAAAUUUGUAAUUCCAAGGAAAAAGUCAGAAUUCUGCCUUCUUUUCCUCAGAGUUUGAAGUUUAUAUCAGAACUGUGUGAUAAACACAAAGAUAAAAAAGAGUUUUCUAUUUUCUAUUCUGUGCUAAAAGCAAAAAAAGUCAAAACUGUGAGAUUGAAACACAAUUCUGAGAAAACAAGUCCGAAUUGUGAGAUUUAAAUUUGUAAUUCUAAUAAAAAAGUCAGAAUUCUGCCUUUUUUCCUUAGAAUUCUAUGUUUAUUUUAGAAUUAUGAGAUUAAAAAGUUGCAAUUUUCUAUUUUUAUUCUGUGCUGGAAACAAAAAAGUAAGAAUUCUGAUAUUUAAACAAUUCAGAGAAAAAAAGAGUCCAAAAUGUGAGAUUUAACUGUGAAAUUCUGAGAAAAAAGUCAGAGUUCUUUCAGAAUUGUGAGAUAAAAAGUUGCAAUUUUCUAUUUUUUAUUCUGUGGUGAAGACAAAAAAGUCUAAAUAAAUAAAUAACUGAUUUUGAAAAAAAAAAAAAGAAGUCAGAAUUCUGCCUUUUUUAGAAUUCCGUUUAUAUCAGAACUGUGAGAUAAAAAGUUAAAAAGAAAAAAAAAAAAAAUUCUUUGGUAAAAAAAAAAAAAAAAAAAAAAUCAGAUUUGUGAGAUUUAAUCACAAUUCUGAGGAAAAAAAUCAGAAUUGUCAGAUUUAAAUUCGUAAUUCUGAUAAAAAAGUCAGAAUUCUGAGAAAACAAGACAGAAUUGUGAGACUUAACCAAUUCUCCGAAAAAAAAGUCCAAAUUGUGAGAUUUAAAUGCGAAAUUCUGAGAAAAAAGUCAGAAUUGUGAGAUUUAAAUUCGUAAUUCUAAUAAAAAAGUCAGAAUUCUACCCUUUUUCCCUCAGAAUUCUGUUUAUUUUAGAAUUAUGAGAUUGCAGUUUUCUAUUUUUUAUUCUGUAGUGGAAAUAAAAAAAGUCAGAAUUGUGAGAUUUAAAUUUGUAAUUCUAAAGAAAAAGUCAGAAUUCAGAUUUUUCUUUUUUUCACAGAAUACAUUUGUGAGAUGAUAAAUUGCAAUUUAAAUUCGUAAUUAUGAGGAAAAAACAAGACAAAAAAGGACUUUUUUCAGAAUUCUAAGUUUAUAUCAGAAUUGUGAAAUAAAAAGUUGCCAAACAGGCUUCCAUAGAUUUUGGCUCAAGCAAUAUAUUAAUAAAUAAUAGUCAACAUGAAAUCAAAAUCGACCUUGUUUACUUUCCUAAUACACACGAAUGCCAUUUUUCAAUAGAUAAACUCUCUUUGAAUGUUUUUAGUCCAAAAUAUGCUUCAUUAUGAAUUUGUUGCAAACUGCGUUUCAUGUUGGCUUUAACAUGAACACCGUGAAGACUAUUUUUAAGAAGGGACCAGUCUUGUGGGUUGCACAAGGGUUGUGUUUUUAGUGUCCACAGAUGUUUAUGCGCCCACAGAAGGAAAUGUUCAUCGUUUUCGAAUCAGUUAAAGCAACGCUGUAAGAUCCCGUAGGGGAUUUCUUUUCUGGUAAACGGGAAAAAAAUGCACAUAAACAAAAGCCCCUGCUUUUGAUUUUCUGGAAAACCUUGGAACGUAAAUAGACCGUGUGUCGGGGUUGCGUGUGUCCACUUGGCGACUUGACUCACAUUCCGGGAUACAGCUGAGCUCAAACGCACAGCAGAGUGCCUCACACUUUAGUCAUACCAAAGCAAAGACGGUUUUCCAUGACUAAUCCAAAUAUUACAUCUGCUUAAAGAUCCUUUUGCGUUUUGUAGCGACAGUGUCACAUCUGAAGACGGAUUACACACAUUCGGAGAGAAACGGAGCUCAAAUAUCGAGAAACUUAUAACAACAACUGCAGAAACGGUCUCAAAACGUUUCUUGGAUAACGGCAAACCUCACACGGAUGAUUUUGGACACUUUUAGGACGUGUGAGGCAGCGUCCAGCACAUUGCUCUGUGUUUACUCACUGUAAGGAAGUCAGUAGAAUUUAUAUAAUGUGUAGAUUUUACACUUUUUACACAUUCUGGUGUUCAACAGGGGAUCUGAAUAAAGAGAUCUCAAAAUGGA
Molecule: messenger RNA, 6852 nt
Organism: Labeo rohita (rohu)
Lineage: Eukaryota; Metazoa; Chordata; Actinopteri; Cypriniformes; Cyprinidae
Gene: snx33
Product: sorting nexin 33
Exons: 2
Coding region: 853-2514 (553 amino acids)
Biological process (GO): plasma membrane tubulation; endocytosis; endosomal transport
Cellular component (GO): cytoplasmic vesicle; plasma membrane
Molecular function (GO): protein binding; phosphatidylinositol binding
Source: RefSeq, a predicted model, not a curated record